ACAGAAGACACAGUCUGUACGCUGCGAGAUUAUCCGGAAGUGCCUGUUUUUUCAAAGGAUGGUGACAUUAUAAUUGGUGGUCUCUUUUCAUUCUAUUCAACAUUUACUACUAAAAAGCCCAAUUUCACAAUAAUGCCAGAGCCACCAAAGUGCAAAAGUAUACACUUCAGAGAAUUUCUGUUGUCUCAAACAAUGAUAUUUGCAAUUGAAGAAAUAAACAACAGUACUGAAUUACUUUCUAACAUUUCCCUGGGAUAUAAAAUCUUUGAUUUUUGUGCAAAUAUACCUCAUACUAUAAGAUCAACAAUGGCUUUGAUAAAUGGAGAGGGAGAUGGAUUAUUUUCAAACCUUCAUUGCACAAAACCAUCCACUGUGCUUUCUGUAGUAGGACAAGCUUCGUCUUCUUCUAUGAUAGGGAUGGCAACAACUCUGGGACCCUUUCGAAUUCCAGUGAUAAGUCAUCUUGCUACUUGUGCCUGUCUUAGCAAAAGAAAUGAAUUUCCUUCAUUUUUCCGAACAAUACCAAGUGAUUAUUAUCAAAGCAGAGCUCUGGCAAAGCUAGUAAAACAUUUUGGAUGGACUUGGGUUGGAACAAUUAGAAGUGAUGACGACUAUGGAAAUUCAGGAAUGGCUACAUUCAUCCAAACAGCAGAGCAGGAGGGAAUUUGUGUGGAAUAUUCAGAGAGCUUUUUCAGGACAUAUCCAAAAGAGAAAAUCCUUCAAGUUGUUGAAAUUAUAAGAAAGUCAACAGCAAAGGUUAUUAUAGCUUUCCUAGCUCAACUUGAGAUGAUGGCAUUACUGCAAGAAGUAGCACUUCACAAUAUAACUGGUUUGACGUGGAUUGGAAGUGAGUCAUGGAUAACUUCUAGGAACCUUGCCACGGAAAGAAACUUUAAAAUACUGGGUGGUGUCCUUGGAUUUGCAGUUGUCAAUGUUGUGAUGCCAGAGUUAAGGGAUUUUUUGUUUCGUAUAAAUCCUAGUGUUGCUUCAGAUAACAAUGUUUUGAAAGAGUUUUGGGAGAGUGCUUUUAACUGCACCCUGGUAGCACAAGGUAUGUCUACAAACAUGACGCAAUGCACAGGAUAUGAAGAUUUGAGGGCCACCAAGAACCAGUACACAGACACCUCAGAAAUGAGAUUUGCCAACAAUAUUUAUAAAGCCAUAUAUGCUGUGGCUCACUCACUUCAUCACCUUUUUACUUGUAGAAAUGAGUACCCUUCAGAUUUUAAUGUGUGUGCAAAUAAGAUGACAGCCCAGCCAUGGCAGGUACUUCAUUAUUUGAAAAGAGUAAAUUUUACAAGCAGAACAGGGGAGACAGUUUCUUUCGAUGAAAAUGGUGAUCCAGUGGCGAGAUAUGAACUGGUGAAUUGGCAGCUGAGAGAUGGGAUUGCAGAAUUUGUUACAGUUGGGUAUUAUGAUGCAUCAUUGCCAGAAAAACACCAGUUUACAAUGAAUAAUGUAAAAAUCGUAUGGACUCACAACCAAGAUCAGGUACCUACAUCUUUUUGCAGUGAAAGUUGUCUUCCAGGUACCCGUAAGGCAAUAAAAAAAGGGAGGCCUGUGUGUUGCUUUGACUGCAUUCCAUGUGGAGAAGGAGAAAUUAGCAGCAGAAAUGAUUCAAUUGACUGUGUAAAAUGCCCUGCAGAAUAUUGGCCAAACCAGCAAAGAGAUCAAUGCAUUUUAAAGGACAAAGAAUUUCUUUCAUAUGAAGAAAUUAUGGGUACAUUUUUGAUGGUCUUGUCUUUGAUGGGAGCAAGUGUGACUAUAGGCAUAACUUUUGUUUUCUAUUGCAACAGAAGCACACCUAUUGUUAAAGCAAAUAAUUCUGAAUUAAGUUUCCUUCUUCUAUUUUCUUUAAUAUUAAGCUUUCUUUGUUCCCUAACAUUUAUUGGUCGUCCAUCUGACUGGUCCUGUAUGUUGCGCCACACAGCUUUCGGGAUUGUAUUUGUCUUGUGCAUUUCUUGUGUUCUUGGAAAAACAAUAGUUGUGAUAAUGGCCUUUAAAGCUACACUGCCAGGAAAUAAUGUCAUGAAAUGGUUUGGACCAAAUCAACAACGACUAUGCAUUUGUAUUUUCACAUUAAUACAGGUACUCAUAUGCACUCUGUGGCUAUUGUUGUCACCUCCAUUUCCCAACAGCAACAUGGCAUAUUAUAAAGAAAAGAUAAUUUUAGAAUGUGACAUAGGAUCUGCCCUUGCGUUUUAUGCUGUUUUAGGGUACAUUGGAUUUCUUUCUGCAUUGUGCUUCAUUUUGGCUUUUCUAGCUCGUAAACUACCAGAUAAUUUCAAUGAAGCAAAAUACAUUACAUUCAGCAUGUUGAUUUUCUGCGUCGUCUGGAUCACAUUUAUUCCUGCUUAUAUCAGUUCACCAGGAAAAUACACAGUGGCUGUGGAAAUAUUUGCAAUUUUAGCUUCCAGCUAUGGUUUGCUUUUCUGUAUUUUUGCUCCCAAAUGUUUCAUCAUACUUGUGAUGCCAGAAAAAAACACAAAAAAGUAUCUAAUGGGUAAAAUACCCUGAAUAUCAGCUUUGCUUUAAAAAUUCUACAUUUAUAUUCUAUACCUUUCUUUUUUAGUAGCAUACACAUUAAGCUUGAAAGUAUGUGAUAGUGUUUUUCAUCCUAUCAGAAUGCACAAACUAUCAAAAGUAUGGAAAGCCUUUAUAAAAAUAAACAAAAUGUUAAUUUUGAAGUAAAAAGUUGCAUUGUUAAUUUAUACGUUUAGUGUGUGCCAUAAUGUUUUUUUUCCUGUAAUCAAUCCUGGAGUAGCAUCAUGUUUCUUGGUUUCAUUCUAACCAUUUUACUUAGUGGGGACCAGUUAAGUUGGGUAAUUUUAAACUACAGUAAAAAUGCAAAAGCAGCAAAGCAUAUUACU
Messenger RNA from Polypterus senegalus (gray bichir), 2870 nucleotides. RefSeq names its product extracellular calcium-sensing receptor-like. Gene Ontology annotation, molecular function: G protein-coupled receptor activity. Lineage: Eukaryota; Metazoa; Chordata; Cladistia; Polypteriformes; Polypteridae. Gene Ontology annotation, biological process: G protein-coupled receptor signaling pathway. The coding region runs from base 133 to 2517 and encodes 794 amino acids. The transcript has 6 exons. The record is from RefSeq and is a predicted model, not a curated record. Gene Ontology annotation, cellular component: membrane.